Phytophthora nicotianae INRA-310 is the source of this 192-nucleotide messenger RNA. RefSeq lists its product as hypothetical. The record is from RefSeq and is a predicted model, not a curated record. The coding region runs from base 1 to 192 and encodes 63 amino acids. The transcript is spliced from 2 exons. Lineage: Eukaryota; Oomycota; Peronosporomycetes; Peronosporales; Peronosporaceae.
AUGCAGGGUGAGAAUAUGAAUACGAUCUUCCACUUCUCCUUCCAAACAGACUCGAAUCCGUCCAGUAUACUCUGCAUCAUGUCCAAAGUCCUUAUCCCAGUUGCGGUCACACAGAACAAGUCGCAUCUCAGACUGGCGUCCUUCGAACACGCAGAUAUCACAUCUACCCGUCCGAUUCAAAUUCAAAAAUGA